UCGUUUUCUCCUUUUUUAUUUCAGUUUCUAUUGUUUCAAGAAGGAAAUAGAGGGUCCCUUGCUCUCCCUCCCUCCAUGGCCACCGCAAAGCAAAAAAGAGGAACUUCCGAUUCCUUGCUCUCACCACGGCCAAUGGUCGAAACCCUGGGGUUCGACGGCCUCCAGAUCGGCGAGAGGACACCGAAACGUACUCGUACCGUAAAUCGGAAGUGCUAUGCGACGCGUGGAAGAGGCAACGUUCAGGGGUGUGGUGACCGAGGUGGCAUGCGCGGUGGUUGGCAUGCGUGGGGUGAGCGGCAGCUGAAGAAAGAGGCUAGGGUUGUUGAAACAAUUUGGGUAGUUGGGCUAGGUUUUGUUUUAAUUUUGGGCCAUGUAUUGGACUAUUUUUUGUUUAUUUGGUUUGGGUUCUUUUUAGGCCAAAAUUGGCUAUUACAGAUAGGAAUGAGCAUGAAAGAUGUAGAAACAUUUAGUGUGAAAUAUACAUAUUUUGGAAGUUAAACUUA
This is a messenger RNA of Gossypium arboreum, 503 nucleotides long. RefSeq lists its product as uncharacterized. The record is from RefSeq and is a predicted model, not a curated record. Bases 76 to 498 code for a protein of 140 amino acids. The transcript is spliced from 2 exons. NCBI's taxonomy places the organism in Eukaryota, Viridiplantae, Streptophyta, Magnoliopsida, Malvales, Malvaceae.